Molecule: messenger RNA, 3086 nt
Organism: Mercenaria mercenaria
Lineage: Eukaryota; Metazoa; Mollusca; Bivalvia; Venerida; Veneridae
Exons: 7
Coding region: 70-1059 (329 amino acids)
Biological process (GO): regulation of DNA repair
Cellular component (GO): replication fork
Molecular function (GO): single-stranded DNA binding
Source: RefSeq, a predicted model, not a curated record
GGAUACAGUUGAUAGAUGAAUCCAGUCUAAAAACCAUUCUAUCUUCAGUUGUACAAAAUAGCAGAGGGUAUGACAGACUUGGAUAUUCAGCCUGGCACUAAGUUAGUCUGUACCCAUGUUAGAUUGGUACAAAAUCUAGACCAUCUGACUACAUCUCAUACAAGUAGACUGGUUUUCCUGACCACGACAGCUGAAUCUCAGAUAAAUGUUUUGGACCAUGCAGUGUACAAAGAGUUAAAGAGAGAAUCUGUGAUAGAGAGGUUAUGGAAAUGGUCCACAUUACGGGAAUGCAAGACUCAACUGACACAAUCCAGUGUUGGAGGGUAUCUCAACUUCCCGCCUCUACCUGAAACAAUAGACUCAAUAAAAACCUGCCUGAAGGAUACACAGGUUGCGGCAAGUGGUGACUGGGAAAAAGUGUUUACAGGUUUCAGUUUCCGAGAGUACAGACAAAUUCUUAUACAUGCCACUAUGGUGUACAUCAAACUAAAUAUAGAACAUUGUACUAAUCACAGGGUGGGACAAGCCUCAUCCAAAAAGGCAAAACCAAGUGAUGUAGAAGUGAUACUUGACCCCGAUAUUUACCACAGUGAACGUGGCAUAGUGUCCAUAGGGAGUAGCCAUCUUGAUUCAGAUAUUUCUUUCCCCAUUAAAUAUUCAGCUGAGCUUUGGCCUGCAUUGAAAUCUGCACUUAAGUUUCCUAAUACAGAGCUUCAAACAGGACACCAUGUAGGUGAUAUAGAUAUUGAUCAACAGUGUAUGAAGAUGCCAUACUUCACAGUAAUCUGGGCAGGUCUCAACAGCAGGGUACUCUUGUGCUCUCACCUACUAUUGGGACAUGUUCUGAAAGACAACACCUGCAUGUUAAAUAUACUGACUGGUACCGCACUUUCAGAUACUUUGUUGGAACCAGGGAAUCAGUAUGGAGAUUUACAACAAGUGAUAUCAACUGCAAAAGACUGUGUAGAUAAACGUUUCCUGGUCGUGUUAGACUGUUACCAAGGUGAUACAGAAAACACUGAAAUCAUGGUGAAUAGGGCUGUUCCAACUGGUUCCUGAAAACUGAAAAUAAUGUCGUAAGGAUUCACUAAGGAAUUUCCAAUGAAAUGCAUCUCUAAAAUCGUAACUCAGUGUUAUAAAACUGAACUUAGAGACUAGUCGCAAAAUGUUCAGUGUAAUUAUUAUUGCAAUUUCAUGAUCAUGCUCGGAAAAAACCUAUCAGAUAAGUCUGUUUUGAAACUAUUCAAGGAAUGUGUCAUUGUCACUAGAGAUAUUCAAGAGUGCACACAGAAACAGUCAGUGAGAUGCUUGUGGUUGGUCUUUAGCAUGUGUUCUAAGUGUAAGCUGCAGUAUUUAAAAGUUGUGUUCAAGGGUUCAGUUUUUAUGUGUGAAUGUUAUUUUAGCACACAUUUUUUUGUAUUUUAAAAUUUGUUCGAAACAGAAAAACAACGUUAGAUUUAGCCAUAAGUUCACAUCUCUUUAUUUGCGUACAAUGAACUGUGUUUACAGUACAUAAUAUAUAUAAUAAAAGAAGAAAUGGAACAGGUAUUUCUUAAGUGUUCCUGAUUUGAUGAAGCAGUACAAAUUAUAAAAGAUUUAAGUGAUAAAGCAUUACACAAUAGAUUUCUGAACUCGGACUUGCCCUGUUAAUUUUUUUAUACAAAGGUAGAUGUCUAAAUGAUUAGCAUUAUUUGAUGUCAUUUAUUUCAUAGUCCUAAAGAACAUGUCUUUUGUUUAGUAUAGGAGAUUUUGUUUAAAAUAUAAACAUUGAGUAGUAAUAUUAUUGAGGUUGUAACUGUUUAAUUUAGGAAUACGGACAAAAGGGUGAACAUUGAGAAAGCUGUCAGUGUCAACAUUGAGAAAGCUGUCAGUGUCGUGGUCACAGCACAGUUUUCCUUAAAUAUCUUGAGAUCCUCUUAAGCAAAGGUCUUUAAUCUUGACAGGCACAUUGCUUAUGAUCUGAGUGAGUAGUAUGAUUUGAGGUCAGUGGUCAAAGUCAGAGAGGUUAUUAUGGCAAAAACAUUUCCUGCUUAUAAAUCAACUCUUGACCUAAGCACCUAUUUUUUUUUCAGGCACAUUGACCAAAGAAGUGGGUUACACCUACUGAUUUUGAGUGUAGUGUAAGAGGUCAAGGUUAGACUGACUACUAUUACAAAUCCAUUUCUGGUAUAAAUAUUUUCUUCAGUAUAUUUUAAGGAAGAUUUUAUCUGCAACUAACUAACUUUGUGGGCACAAUGCCAGGGAGUAGUAGACAAUAUCCCUAUUAAUAAUUGGGUUAAGGUCACAUUGGUUGUUCUUAUCAAAACUUUUCUGUCCAAUAUUCUGAGAGUGACUAGACCUACGACCCCAAAACAUAGCAGGCAAUUUGCUUGUUGUUGGUGAAUGAUGUAAAAUUUAGGUCUGUGGGUCUUAAGGUCACAGUAAAACUUAGUUAAAAAAGAACAUUCCCCAUGGACCCCUCUUGAUUUUGAAGUUUGUUAGUCAAAGGUCACUGUCAUGUAAAGUGUUCAAAUGGACUUAUUGUUUGAUGGUGUUUUUCAACCAUGCAUGUCUGUUUGCAACUUAGUGGUGCUCAGUAAUGUAACUUCAGAAUGCUUGAUAUGAGUGUGUUUUGCUCGAGAUCAGCACAAUAGUUCUCUUAUUAGAAAAAAAUAAUAUUGAGGCUGAUAAUUUUAUUUGUGGAAUAUGAAUAUAAGGGUGAACGUGGAAGGUUUGUUGUUUAGAAAUGUGAAUAUUUAGGGUUAUCUGUAAGAAAUAUUAGGUUUUCCUUUAGGGUAUGAUCUUGUUGAAAUGUUACCAUUGAGGGUUCACUUAGAAUUAUGAAGAAUGAGAUUUUUCCAAUUGAAAUACCAAUAUUGGGGUUUUAUGUAAAAUGUGAACAGUCUUGUAUCGCAAGUAAAUAUUAAUUAACUGGUCCUAGUUUAAACAAUGCGGUUGUAAACAUGUUAAAGACAUGAACAGUAGAUUGUUCCUGUGUUAAGCAGUAAUUAAGGUAGACUAUAUGUAAUUGUUUUCUUUGUUACCUUCUCUGUUUAAUUGACAAUUGACUUGUUAAGUUUUAGACCGUUAAUAAAAUUGUGAGCAUA